Molecule: messenger RNA, 2069 nt
Organism: Hydractinia symbiolongicarpus
Lineage: Eukaryota; Metazoa; Cnidaria; Hydrozoa; Anthoathecata; Hydractiniidae
Exons: 4
Coding region: 1396-1773 (125 amino acids)
Source: RefSeq, a predicted model, not a curated record
ACAUACCAAGUCUUAAGUUACUGAAGGCCCUAAUAUAAUCAAGUUUGUAACCUGACUUUUGGGUUGAUUUACCUUCUUGUCUUUUUUCCUUCUAAGAAUGUAAAACAAAAGGUUUUUAACAUUAAGCUAAGUCAAUUUAAAAGUGGGUCACUUCUUGGUUUCCUCCCCUUUUUUUGUAAAAUUUUAUGUGUUAAUAAAAGCAUACAGUGUAUGACAUUCUAAAAAUUUAGUUACAUAUAUUGCGUAUGUAUAUAUACUUAAAAUUAUGCCAGGGGUUCAUAUAACUUAAUUUAUGGAAACGUUACUGAGAGAAAGCGUUUAAGCCAAAAAAGAAAUGUUUUUUUGCAUAAAAUGAAAUUUAACAUUGUGAUUGACUUUACUAAGUUUCAAGUUUUACUAAGUUAACACAAAAAUUAGAUUUGAACUUUUUGUGUUUAUUUUGCAAAAGUUUUUACAAAUUAAGUAUGAUCCAUCAUUGAGUAUGGUAACUAUUGAAACCAAUGUCAGUAAAUCCUGAAAUGUAAAAUCUGACACUUUAAUGUUCCUCAAAAUGAGUAUAUUAUGAAAAGAUUUUAUUAUAUGAUAAUUUUUAACUGGCCAUGAUGAUACUUAAGAUAUCACACAGUCUUGAUUUUAAACCACGAAAGAAAAAAAUUAAAAAUUAUGUGAGGACAUUAAAGAGAUAUAUCGGUGAGGAUAGGUCCGGUUGUAAGGGGAUGGAGGAGACCGGCAAUUAAUACCUUAUAAAAAGGAAUUGAAUUUGCACUAAAUAUGUGAAAGUUAAUGUAUUUUGUAAUUUGAAUGAUACUGUACAGUUUCAGUUCCUUUGUUGCUCUCUUUUGUCUUUUUCCUGUUUUCAGGUACUAUAAUAAACUUUCAAGGAAUUUGUAGAAGACGUUAGCAAGUUUUUUCAAAUUCUACUGGAAGAUAUAACAUGGCAGUUAUUUUAAAUGAAAAACAAUCAGAUAAGUACCUCUUAUUAAUUAAUUUUAUAUUUAAAUGUGUACUAUACAUAAAGGCGAGACCAUUUUCAUUGUGUAAUGUAAUUUUUAAGUUAUUUUAACAAUUUUGAAACCACACCCUUUUUAAAUUUCCUUCUGUAUAAAAUUUGACAUGAUUAUGUCAUUGUACCACCAGUAAAAUCUUUGCUAAUUUUUCACAUCAGUAUUUUUCAUGACUACUCUGUCACAGUUAGUUUGGACAGCCAAAUGAUCAUGUCAUUUGAUUUUUUGACUGCUUAAUUCAUAAUGCAGUUACUUUAGUACGAAAAUUAACAUUCUAGUUGUAAAUCAUUUAGGAAAUUUCUUUACAUUAACAAUGGCAAUUGAUCACAUAUGAGAAAAAAGUAGAGGAUGAGACAUACUAGAGGAUUUAUUUGCAAAUAUAGAGAAAAAAAUGGCGGCACAAAUUAACUUAGAACUUGUUUCACUUUAUGCUAAAUUCGUGGAGCACAGGAUACAACAUCCUGGCUCCAUGAAUUAUCGGUCGUUUGGCCGAUGGCUAAAGCAGGGUGGGGUCGAGUGGACCAAUGAAGAAGACCCCACCGAAACAGCUCCCAACAUGGAAUUGAUGCAAGUAUGGACAAAAUUUUUACAGUACAGACUUAGACAUAGCGGGUCAAUGGACCUAGAAGUGUUUGGACGUUGGGUGCAUAAUGGCGGGGUUGAGUUUUGUGGUGGGCGACGGGAUCGUGGUAGAAGUAGCAGUCGUGGUUGGAGACGCGGUCGUGGUGGGAGACGCGGUCGUGGUGGGCCGUAUAAGCCACAAUAUUAAAAUGUAUUUUUAUUACUAACCCUUUGUAAAACGAGGUGCACUUUUUUUUAAUAAAAUAUCCUAAAUUUAAAAUGGGCCUAAAUAUUGCCAAAAUUCAAACAAUUGCUAAACUAUUUUUCAGGCUGAAUUUAAAAUAAAUACUUUGAAAAAAACAACAUUUUUUCCAUUGAAAAAAAUAAAUACUUUGAAAAAAACAACAUUUUUUCCAUUGAAAUUAACUAGAUAAACAAAUAUUUUGUCUACCUUGUUUUACGAAGGGUUAGAUGUUAUUAAAUUUGUUAAUUAUCUUAACUCUA